AUGGUGGUCAAAGCCUUUGUCGUAGCCUUCGUGCUUCACCUUGCCAGCUGCGAGGAGUGCCAAAACUGUGGAGAGCCCGUGAGCUUGCUUCAGUCGCGAGCACACGGAGGCUCCAGGGCCUCAAAGGGCCAGUCCAUCGUCGUGAAAGGGCCCUCGAAAUCGAGCGGCUCACCAGCAGAGCAGCUGGCACCGACCUGCGCCGCGGGAUUCAAUGCCGCCUACGAGAAGUGUUUGGGAGGAAAAAACGGCUAUUUGAUGAUCAUCGUCGCUGAUGAGAAGGAAGCCUAUUGCGCCUACACUGGUGGCUGGGCACAGACGUCUGAGUAUUAUCCGGAUCCUUCUGCGUGCUUCGCGAGCCCGGGUCAGUCGGAAGCUCUUUUCUACGAUGCAACAUCCCAAUCUCUGGUGACAUGGUCCAAGGAGACGGCGGUCGCGGGCCCACUGAAGCAGGACUACACUGCUUUGUCAUGCUCCGGAAGCGGCGCAGAGCCCUGCAGCGCGACGCCCUCCAAGUAUGGCCGGACUUUGACCAAGGGUGGAAAAACGUGGCAGGUGGUGCCACCGGGGGGCGAGUUCAGCUUCGACUGGAGCCCCAGCGACGGAUACGUGAACAUUGAAACCAAGACGCCACAAAAGAUUUAUUUGGUGUCCGUCAAGAACAACCUGGGCGCUAGCAGCAGCAGCGGUUUGUCGACUGACGUCCCGUGCGGUCGGGACGGCUCUGUCGAUUUCCAAGCCAAGACGUUUCCGAUCAACGGCCUCGGCAGCGACUGCCAGAAGGACAACGACGACUACUGGAUGGCGUUCGGUAGCGGCGCGGUGACGGUUUGCUUUCCCGAUGUUCCCUGCUAG
Molecule: messenger RNA, 852 nt
Organism: Symbiodinium sp. CCMP2456
Lineage: Eukaryota; Dinophyceae; Suessiales; Symbiodiniaceae
Source: the annotation of a GenBank genome assembly